This is a messenger RNA of Mugil cephalus (flathead mullet), 1941 nucleotides long. RefSeq names its product general transcription factor IIIC, polypeptide 5 (gene gtf3c5). Lineage: Eukaryota; Metazoa; Chordata; Actinopteri; Mugiliformes; Mugilidae. The transcript is spliced from 11 exons. The record is from RefSeq and is a predicted model, not a curated record. The coding region runs from base 193 to 1818 and encodes 541 amino acids. Gene Ontology annotation, cellular component: transcription factor TFIIIC complex. Gene Ontology annotation, biological process: transcription initiation at RNA polymerase III promoter.
UCAAAGAGGGGACGAUUGGUUAAUUAAUACCCGCGGAACUAUAUGUGUGCGCAUGUGUUUCCGCCCGGUGGUAUUUUGCACUUGAACGCGCACUCACUCGGCUCGUUCCGCGGUUACUACGGGAGUCAGGACCGUUUUGGAACAUGGCCGUUUACAUGCGCUUCAUGAUUUCAUUAUGAAUAGUUCUGUUAAAUGGCUGCAAGUAAAGAAAGCAAUAUGGCGGAUUCCAAGGAGGCGAAUCUAGAUUUUACUCUGAAAGAGCUGAGUAUCUGCUGUCAGGCUGAAGAUGUCCCCGGCAGCUCGUCCACCGUGGAGCUGCGGGACAACAAACUGGUGUGUGUGGAGUAUCCGGCGGUGGUCAGCAGCGUGGACAAGAUGCUGGAGACUCUGGGGGGUGAACAAACAGUGUCUAAAACCUUCGCUCACCCAAACAGGCGCCUUGAGCUGCGUUUCCGACCCCAAGACCCCUUCUGUCACUCCGUGUGUGGAAACCGCUUCCCUUCGAGCAACUUCCUCCUCAGAGUGCGACGGCGGGUGCGAAAAAAAGACCCCAAGGAUGCUGAGAUCCACAUGGAUAUGCUCGGAGUCAUAGGAACGACAUACAGAUUCCAAGGGCUGGCGGAUUUUCAGUACCUCGCUGUUCAUUCAGAAGCUGGAAAAGACGUGUCUUUGUAUGACAAAAUCAUCCUCCGUAAGUCUGAGAAUCAGGAGUUUUUCGAGAAGCCCAUGCCUUACUUUCUCCCACCUGCCAUCUUCUCACGCCUGGACAGUCCUGUGGAUUAUUUCUACCGGCCUGACGUCUGUCAAAAGAUAGAAAAUGCUGCCCAGAUGCCUGUCAACAAGAAGAACUUCAUUGGUUUGAAUCGUGCUCGCCGGCCCCACAAUGCUAUUUUUGUCAGCUUCACUGAUCCCACUGUGCCCACUGAGUGCCUUGAGGCAGCCAAGGUUAACUGGGUACGAGUCUGCGUGAAGGAGUAUGAAAGGCAGGCUGAAGAACAAUUGAAAACGAUGUUUGAGAGCCGGCCCAUCUGGUCACGGAACGCAGUCAAGGCCAACAUCAACCUCCAUCCUGAUAAACUGAAACUGCUGCUGCCCGUUUAUGCCUAUUACAUGGUGACAGGACCAUGGAGAAGCCUGUGGGUGAGGCUGGGCUAUGACCCCCGAAAGAACUCGGACUCCAAGAAAUACCAGAUGCUGGAUUUCAGGAUCCGCUGUAGCACCAAGCACGGCUUCUCCCUGUCCGACAUGCCAGUGAAAGCAAAGAGGAGCUCCCUUAACUACAGUCUGCCGAUCACAUUCAACAAAGCAGGUCCCCAGCCAGCCAGUGUGUUGGAUCUUCCCGCCCAGGAGGGAACGAGCAGCUGUCGCGAUCCAGUUCCAGUCACAUACCAGCUGAAGGAGUCAUCCUACAUCUUCAAGGAUGGGAUGCUGCCUCCACACAGACAAAUGUUUUACCAGCUCUGUGACUUGGAUGUGGAGAGUAUCAAGCAGGUGAUUGAGCAGAACACCGGGAACGAGCAGCAAUGUGACGAGCGUGACGGCUGGUGCGUUGUCGGCACCACGGACAAGUUAAGGGACAUAAUCUCGGCCAUGAUCAAAAAGGUUGUCCGGGCGCAGAAGCCAGUGUUGCCAGAAGUGCCCCAAAGACGAAGACGCAAGGCCCUAAGUUUAACCUCUCCAGGGAGGGAUGUGAAUGCAGAGGUGGAAGAGGAGGAGUACGAUGACAAGGAGGAUGAAGAGGAGGACGAGGAAGAUGAAUUUCAGCCAUCUGAAGGAAGUGAAAAUGAGAUGGAGACAGAAAUUCUAGAUUAUAUGUAAAAAUAAAAAAAGCAGCCACUUUGAUGACAUUGUUUAAUAUUUUUGCAUGAUCUAUUUCUGUAAAGUGAGUUAAGUGUCCUAUUUUGUAAAAAGUAAAUAAAGAAAUGACGUAUUUCCAAAGAC